AUGAGAGGGUCCGAUCGCCUGCGAGAAAAUAUUGCAUUGUUGUAUAACAACCCCAAUGUGACAAAAAAUAGCAUCCUGACGACAAAUGGAGGCAUUGUCGCGAAUCAAAUCGUUCUUCAGUCGCUUUUGUCCCGCGACGACCACAUUAUUGUCAUGUAUCCAACUUAUGAGCAACUUUAUCAGACUCCUCGAAUGCUCGGAGCAGAAGUGACUCUUUGGAAGCUUGACCCUUCACGGGGUUGGGGGUUAGAUUUGGCCUUUCUCCGAUCAUCAAUAAAGAAGAACACCAAGAUGAUCGUCUUGAACAGCCCGAAUAAUCCGACCGGAGCCUAUUUGUCACUUGCAAUGCAACAUGAUAUUGUUCGCGUUGCUGAGGAACAUGAUCUCAUCAUAUUCUGCGAUGAGGUGUUCUAUCCACUUUUCCGUCUUGAGGAUGCCGAUUGUCCCCGAUCUUUUCUUGAUCUUGGAUAUGGAAAGACAGUCGUUAUCGGCUCUCUUAGCAAGGCCUAUAGUCUUGCGGGAACCAGGACGGGGUGGAUUGCAUCGGCAAAUAAAGAGAUCCUCGAAAGGAAUGCGGCCAUGCGUCACUACACCACAAUCAGUGUUUCCCAACUUGAUGAGGCAAUCGCAGCAGAGGCGCUCGCAGACCGAUGCCGUCUACCUCUGCUCCUCCGCUCAAGCACCCUGACAGGGACGAAUAUCCGAGCGCUGGAAAAAUUUGUUGACGAGCACGCAGAAUGCUCGUGGACAAAGCCGUUAUCAGGAACCACUGUCAUGCUUAAAUUUGCACGGGAUGGGAAACCUGUCAAUGACAGAGAGUUCUGCCUCCGGUUACUAAAGAAGCAUGGUGUUCUUCUUUGUCCUGCUAGUAUAUGUUUCGGCGAUGGGGACAGUGGUGACUUCCGGGGAUAUGUUCGUGUGGGUGCUGCCAUUGACACUGCAGAAAUGGAGGGUGCCUUGCAGGAAAUGAGGAAGUUCAUGAGCGAAGAUUUUAACGCCAUUCCACUGGCGUAUUGA
This is a messenger RNA of Aspergillus luchuensis, 1017 nucleotides long. RefSeq lists its product as uncharacterized. Gene Ontology annotation, molecular function: pyridoxal phosphate binding. Lineage: Eukaryota; Fungi; Ascomycota; Eurotiomycetes; Eurotiales; Aspergillaceae. The record is from RefSeq and is a predicted model, not a curated record. The transcript has a single exon. Gene Ontology annotation, biological process: biosynthetic process. Bases 1 to 1017 code for a protein of 338 amino acids.